Molecule: messenger RNA, 1573 nt
Organism: Bombus impatiens (common eastern bumble bee)
Lineage: Eukaryota; Metazoa; Arthropoda; Insecta; Hymenoptera; Apidae
Product: 2-hydroxyacylsphingosine 1-beta-galactosyltransferase
Exons: 5
Coding region: 16-1122 (368 amino acids)
Molecular function (GO): UDP-glycosyltransferase activity
Source: RefSeq, a predicted model, not a curated record
AUCGUUACAUUUUGCAUGACCGUAGGGUUAAGUUCAGUAGGGUUGAUUGCCUUUAACGAACACGCUCUUGGUGGAUUGGUCCUCCCUUCUCACGAGUACACGUGGGAACUGGAAGACAACACGGGUACGAAUCUACCGUUCUUGAAGAGACUGCGCAAUUUCGUCAACAUGUGGUAUAACAUUUACCACUACUACCAUGUGCUCAUUCCUAACCAACAGAAACUGGCCGAGGAAUAUUUUGGGCCUCUACCACCAAUGCUAGACGUAUUGAAGAACGUUAGCUUGCUUUUCAUCAAUCAGGCCGAUGUUAUGAUAGCGGCUCGGCCGAAACUUCCAAACAUAAUCACAUAUACAUCAUCCCACAUAGAAAAGAAGCUGACUCCCCUGCAUAAGGACUUACAAGCAUUUCUGGAUGGCGCCACAAAUGGGUUCAUCUACUUUAGCCUUGGUAGUAACGCAAGAAGUGCAAGUUUACCACUGGAGAUCCGACGGGUGUUCUGCGAUGUGUUCGCCAAGUUGCCUUACAGAGUUGUCUGGAAAUUCGAGGAGAACUUUCCCGGGAACCCUGAUAAUGUUUACAUUGGAAAAUGGUUCCCACAACAAACUAUUCUCGCUCAUCCGAACAUUAAGCUGUUCAUUUAUCAAGGAGGCCUGCAGAGCAGCGAAGAGACCGUCCACUACGGAGUACCAGUUCUUGGUUUCGCUAUUUUCGCCGAUCAAGAUUAUCAAGUAGCCAGAAUGGAAGCUCUGGGCAUUGGAAAAUAUUUGGAAAUUACAACCCUUAAGAAAGAUGAACUUGAAAAUGCUAUUACAGAGCUUAUAACUAACAAAAAGUACAAAGAAAGGAUACUUUACAUCCGAAAUGUCAUUCAGGAUACACCGUACGAUCGGGUAGAGAAUCUCGCUUGGUGGACAGAGUACGUGAUACGAACGAAAGGCGCCCCUCAUCUUCGCAGUAGUCUAGCUUUUCAGCCUUGGUAUCAACGUUGCGAUAUGGAUAUUGUAGUGUUCUUAACGAUCGUAAUUUUCUUGAUCGCUUCUGCUACCUUUUAUUUAAUUGCCAAGAUUCUCGUCUACAUUCAUAAGAAAAUCAAAUCGACUGAAAAGCAAAAGAUAAACUAAGUAUUUAUGACGCAAUUGAUUGAAGAGAAGUACUUAUAGCACAAUUCAGUCCAAGUGACGCAAGCAUUUAUCAUCUCAUUUCAACAGAUGAAUUUUAUCUAGUUUCGUUAAGGAAAUGAUCAUCCUGCGUUUUAUAAUUGGCGAGUUACUGGUCACAAGACUAACGAUUCUGGCUCGAAAAGACUUUCAAAUAUAAAAAAAGUUCAAUUAACAUUGAAAUCCCAUUUAUACAUUGUUGAUGUCCUGAUUGAGAUUUUUUGGGGAAGCGUCAAGCUUAUUCUAUAUUAUUAUCAAUGGAUGAUAAGAUUGCUUUUCGCUUGGUGAAUGAGGCAGCGCAGGGAGAAAUUACAUCGAAGCCAUGGAUAUGUCAAAGUAUGGUGUAUCAAAAUAUCGAUAUACAUAAAAACCGAAUGCGUCAUGUAGUUAUUCGAAAUAGAUUCUUUAUAUUAUA